Molecule: messenger RNA, 525 nt
Organism: Polistes canadensis
Lineage: Eukaryota; Metazoa; Arthropoda; Insecta; Hymenoptera; Vespidae
Exons: 3
Coding region: 57-404 (115 amino acids)
Biological process (GO): mitochondrial electron transport, cytochrome c to oxygen
Source: RefSeq, a predicted model, not a curated record
GAAUGUACUCAAUGCUUGCUACUGAAAGUUGUGCAACUAUUGGACUCUACUAAAUAAUGACCUACUACGAGUUCAACCCGUUUACUGGACGCUUGAAAGAAUCUACAAGAUUUCAACCAUAUUAUCCAUUAAAACCUAGUGCAUUAAAUACAGCGGAACAAAAAUUAAUUUGGGAUAUAAUGACAACCAAACCAGCAGAAGUUAAGUCAUCGGCUUCAGUUGGUACCUCAACUGUUGAUCCUAAACUUCUUGCAAAAUAUAAAUUUUUCCAGAAAGAUAUCCACAAACCAGUUUAUUUAAUGGGAGGAACAAAAGACAGAAUACUGUUUGGCAUAACAAUUGCUCUAACAGGUUUGAUUAGUGCUGAUGUAGCAAGAUUUUUGUAUGACAUUAUAAAAAAGUAAAGUAUUAAAUAAAUGUAUGUAAUGUAGAGAUAUAGAAAAAAAAUGUAAUACAUACUAUGCACAUUGUUAUGUAUUGAAUAUAAAGUAAAAUAAAUAAUACAGUUAAAGAUUUGUACAACUA